AUGCUUGAGGUUAGCUUGCCUGGACAUGGAAUUAAGGCAAAACCACACAUUGAAUCAAGGUUAAGAACUUUCCAGAAGCUGCACAAUGUUGUGCAUGACAUGUUGUAUGGAGUUGGUAGCAGCGGUUUUGGUUGGGACUCAGAAAAAAAACUUAUUACGGCUGAGAAUUCCGUGUGGGAUGAAUAUAUUAAGACUCAUGGAGAUGCAGAACAAUUUAGAUACAAGUCAUUAGCUUACUAUGAGGAACUUUCUGUCAUUUUUGGUGGAGACCGUGCAUCUGGGAAAGAUGCUCAAGUUCCUGUUGAUAUUGUGGAAGAAAUAGACAAAGUUACAGUUGAUAAUGAUAAAAGUAUAGGCGUUGAUGGGGAUUAUGCUUCAUAUGGCCAAGAUUUCAUAAUUGGAUCAAACGAAGAGAAAUCUAAGCCAAAAAGGAGAAAGACCGAGAGCAUUAAAGAUUUGUCUCAUGUUAUUAGAGAGGCGACAACUAUUCUUGGGGAAGAACUUAACAAUGCAAGUAACCGAUUAAGUAAAGCAUUGGAAUAUGAUGAAGGCACUGAAAAAAGAAUGAAAAUCAAUGAGAUUUUAACAAAGUUACCUGGGCUUAGCAUGUUGGAGCGACACAAAGCGACAAGAAAAAUUGGUUGUGAUCGUGAGAUUAUAGAUAUUUUCUUCACCAUACUAGAUGAUGAGAAAGAAGUUUUUGUGAAAGCAUUAUUGAAAGGAGAUAUUUGA
Molecule: messenger RNA, 732 nt
Organism: Zingiber officinale
Lineage: Eukaryota; Viridiplantae; Streptophyta; Magnoliopsida; Zingiberales; Zingiberaceae
Exons: 2
Coding region: 1-732 (243 amino acids)
Source: RefSeq, a predicted model, not a curated record